This is a messenger RNA of Eupeodes corollae, 2605 nucleotides long. RefSeq names its product protein rogdi (gene rogdi). Lineage: Eukaryota; Metazoa; Arthropoda; Insecta; Diptera; Syrphidae. Gene Ontology annotation, cellular component: RAVE complex. The transcript has 8 exons. The record is from RefSeq and is a predicted model, not a curated record. The coding region runs from base 82 to 888 and encodes 268 amino acids.
UUUUUUGUCUCAGGUUAGGUUUGAUGUUUGCCUGCUAUGGUAUAUGGUUCUAUCUUAUUAUCGUAGUUUAUUAAUUUCUACAUGUCAAAAAUGGCUGACACAGAAAAAGACGAAGCGAAAAAUUUACAAGUUGAGUUCGAAUGGGUUCUUCGUGAUGAGGUGCACCCAAUACUCAAACAACUGCGGAUGAUCCUUAUCGAAUGUGCACAUCGCUUCCCAGUGCCUCUCUAUGAAAACGAAGGAAAGAAGACGGAGAAAUUUGUUUUAAUGGCUCCACACGAUCAAUUAAAGUGUUCAGUAACUCUUACGGGAGACAGCAUUACCCAAGCGGAUAUCAACUUUAAACUCCAGAAAGCUCCUAAUCAGGUGCAGAGAACUUCAAUUACACAAGAUUCUCCUUGGAAGUUACAACAAGUUCAAGAUGCUGCUAACCAUUUACAGCAAGCAAUAAAUCAUAUUGACAAUGUUGACGAAUCUUAUCAUUUUAAAACAUCUGACGAAGUUCUUCACAUUGUUGGAGAUAUACUUGGUGCCUUGCAACGAGGUCGUACUAGUCUGGUUAUACCAAAGAAAAAGCCAAUCGAUGAACUUAUGAAGGGAAGGAACAUGAAAUCACUUGCACCGAAUCUGCCUGAGGAUCUGGCUAUAAGCUUCUAUCUUCAAAGUCACAAACUUAUAAUCGCCGUGUAUCAAUUGACAAACAUUCAGGGAACUAUGAAAUUUGACUCUUGUCAAGCUGAGUUUUCUGUUCCUUGGUUAAAUGAAGUGUUGGUUUUAUUUACUGUUGGUUUACAGCUUUGUCAACAAUUGAAAGAUAAGAUAUCCGUGUUUUCGCUGUAUAAAGACUUUACAGUUGGGUCCCGAUCACCGUCUGCGCUUUCAUAUUAAAAUAAAUUAUCAGUAAUGAUCUAAGGACGACUCACUUCUGACACUGGAGACAAUGUUUAUCCUUUCAAGUGGAUUUAAAAACAUGUAUUGUUUUCUUUUUCUAAAUGCGCCUUUAUUAUCAAAUUAAUUACAAUUUGAUUUAACUAACUUCCAAAGUAAAACUAGGCAAAUAGAUGUUGCAAUUUUACCUUGACGAAACAAUAACAUACUGUUCCAAUGACAAUAAUAAUUAUAUGGAGUGGGUGGUCAAUGAAGAUAACUAAAUGAAACUACAAAAUUAAUAUUGAUACAAAUUUAAACUACAUAUAUUAUUGCAAAAAAACACAACAUUUACUUAUUAUUGUAUUGUUAAUUAUGAUUUUAUGCAUAAUAAAUACAUAUACUCGUUUAAUGUAAACAAGAGAAAAUAAACAAAAACGAAAUUUUUUAGGAUAUUGGUAACGAUCCGGAAGAUCACCAUAACUACUAUGUACACAUUAUAGCAUAGAAUCUUUUAAGAUCUUAAAAGAUCCUAUAAGUGUUUCAAACUUUAAGUUUAGCUGUCCAAUAGUAUUUUCUCCUAACUUAAAAACUCCUAAAAAAGAGUUAAUACAUGUGUGGAGAAGUAUAUAUAUAAAAAUAAUACGAAUUCUAAAUAGACCCUAUUUUCACUAUUAAAAGAAAACCUACAUUCAAUUAUUGUUAAGAAAAUAUAAUAAUAAAAUAACAAAGUUAUGUAUGGUAGUUUUCUUAUUGAAAUUCGAAAAACAACUUUAAGUUUUAAAAUCAAUGAAAUAAAACUUGGUUCAAAUUAAUAAUUAAUUGAACUCUACAACUUGACGAUUGUUUAACAGUUUCUUUAUUACUAAUAAAAAAAUCCAAAAGAUUAUAUAAAGUGCAAAUAUCGAGUAAAAUAUUACCUUUUCGUAUAAUAUUUUGGAAAAGUCGUUUCUUUCGAAUUUGUACAAAUUUCCAUAAUUUCCAGUCAAGUCCCAUAGAAAAAUCUCAGAUGUAGAAGCUGAAAACAAAAUGGGUUAAUAUUAAACAUAUGAAAGAGGCAACACUUUUUAAAUUUAAUUAAUAUCCUCAAUUUAGAAAUAAUUUAUUUAAAUUUUCUAUCAUUAGACUUUGAUUAACAAAUAUUAAGUACUUAUGUACAAAUGAAAACAGGUCUUUGUAAACAGGUCAAACGAGGAGAGAUGUUAACAUUUUUGAAGCUAAAAACCCAAUACCACUUAUACAAAGAAUUCCUCAAAUUUGGUUUUGAAAAACUACUCAAUAAAAUUAAUUAGCUGUUAUACGUCGAUGAAAAAUGUUAUUGAUUAGAUAUUUGAUACACCCAUACUAAAAACUGAUAUCACUUUGAAAACAAACAAAAUAAAAUUACGAUAUAUGUAUACCUAUGCUUUGAAACACUUGUGAAGUUUUUAAAAUGAACUCUAAUCUAGCUUAAGGAUUAUUUUAAAGAAGUUAAAUUUAGUUAGAGCUUUCAUGUAAUUAAUAAUGUAACUUCAUAAACUUAAACACUUUCUUAAUCCAUAUAAAUAAAUAAAAUUAGCCGUGUUUUGUUAAGAGUCAAUUGUUUAAAAUAGAAAUAAGUAUACAAAAUAUUUAUAAAAUAAAAUAACAUGCGUUCAUAUAUAACAAAACAUAAAAUGUUCCAAUAUUUAAAAACAAACGUUAAUUUACUAAAUACGAAAAUCUGAUGAAGCAAUAAAUAAACAAACAUUAAAAACAA